AUGGCCUCCGUAUACAAGUCAGUCGAGAAGAAAGUCAAUGGCUCCAGCAGCAGCAGCAGCAAAGAUAAACGGGUCAACAAGCAACGUGUCUUGAUGCUCUCCUCGCGUGGUAUUGUCUAUCGUUACCGCCAUUUGCUCACCGAUCUCGAAGGUUUGAUGCCUCAUGCCAAGAAGGAUUCGAAAUUCGACACAAAGAACAACUUGUUUGUUUUGAACGAGCUCGCUGAACUCAACAACUGCAACAACUGCGUCUUUUUCGAGGUGCGAAAGCGACAAGACUUGUAUUUAUGGAUGGCAAAGACUCCCAAUGGUCCCUCAGUCAAGUUCCACGUUCAAAACUUGCAUACCAUGGAUGAGCUCAAGAUGACUGGCAAUUGCUUAAAGGGUUCUCGUCCUAUUCUUUCAUUCGACAAGUCAUUCGAGUCAGCACCUCACUGGGCAUUGCUCAAGGAACUUUUGGCUCAAGUUUUCAAUGUUCCCAAGGGCUCUCGCCGAUCAAAACCCUUCUUCGAUCACGUGCUUUCAUUCUCUAUUGCAGACAACCGCAUCUGGUUCCGAAACUAUCAGGUUGUGGAGAAGAACAAAGAGAAUACUCCUGGAUUCACAAGCAAAGACAAGGGUGACAUUUCCCUCGUUGAGAUUGGUCCUCGUUUCUGUUUGACGGUGAUCCGUAUCUUUGAUGGCUCUUUUGGUGGUCCCACUGUUUACGAGAAUCAAGAGUUUGUGAGCCCCAACUUUAUCCGUGCUGCAUUGCGUAAAGAUAAGAUUCAAAAGUAUCAGAACCGACUUCAGGCUACGGAUGAACGCAAGGCCCGAAUUGCGGAUACCAAGAUGGAAGAAUCCGAAUUGAGCGAUCGCAAGGUCUUUCAAUAG
Lichtheimia ornata is the source of this 873-nucleotide messenger RNA. RefSeq lists its product as uncharacterized. Gene Ontology annotation, biological process: ribosomal large subunit assembly; rRNA processing. Gene Ontology annotation, molecular function: rRNA binding. Gene Ontology annotation, cellular component: nucleolus. Lineage: Eukaryota; Fungi; Mucoromycota; Mucoromycetes; Mucorales; Lichtheimiaceae. The transcript has 5 exons. The coding region runs from base 1 to 873 and encodes 290 amino acids. The record is from RefSeq and is a predicted model, not a curated record.